Manduca sexta (tobacco hornworm) is the source of this 2804-nucleotide messenger RNA. RefSeq names its product 4,5-DOPA dioxygenase extradiol. Bases 147 to 1073 code for a protein of 308 amino acids. The transcript has a single exon. NCBI's taxonomy places the organism in Eukaryota, Metazoa, Arthropoda, Insecta, Lepidoptera, Sphingidae. Gene Ontology annotation, molecular function: ferrous iron binding; oxidoreductase activity, acting on single donors with incorporation of molecular oxygen; zinc ion binding. The record is from RefSeq and is a predicted model, not a curated record.
UCAUAACAUCAUGAUGUGCUAAUAGUUGCCUCAAAGAGAAUUAUAAUAUAUAAGUUGCCUGCUGAUAUCCUGAUUGGUGAUUAAUAUUCAGUUUUAUAUACAAUUUUUUUAUUUAUAUACUUCAAGGUUAAAUUAAAUGCAUUUUCAUGCUUAUCCUCAAUACAUUGUCGAUUCUUAUACAAGUCGCGUUCAUAGUUUUUCUGUCAUUGUUGUCCAUGAAUAUAAUUCGCUACUUUACUACUAGUGUUAGAACUAUGGCAGUAGUUGCUCCUGCGCUGUUUGUAAACCACGGCGGUGGUCCCAUGCCUUUAUUGGGUGACGAGGAACACGCGGACCUCACGAAGUUCUUACGAGACGAGGUAAAGAAACAUGUCAAUUUUAACAAAGUGAAGGCCAUAAUUCUCGUGACUGCACAUUGGGAGUCUGACAUCGUAGCGAUAUCCUCAGGUAAACAUCACGAUCUGUACUUCGAUUAUUACGGAUUUCCGCCUGAGUCAUACAAAUACAAGUACAACGCGCCCGGAGAUCCUGCUUUGGCAGAACGCAUUCACACGUCACUCAAAGAUGCUGGAAUUAAAUCCAGGAUGGACCCGGAAAGGGGUUGGGAUCACGGAGUGUUCGUGCCCAUGCUCCUUAUAAACCCUUCAGCAGAUAUACCAAUUAUCCAAAUAUCUGUACUUAAGAACCAAGAUGCUGAACAGCAUUAUAAGGUGGGACAAGUCCUACACCAGUUUCGAAAGGAAGGCAUUGCCAUCCUGGGCUCUGGGAUGUCGUAUCAUAAUAUGCGAGGGUUUAUGUACAGUCGACAUGAACAUAGAGUUAUUAAUAAAGAAUUUGAUGAGUUUUUGAACAAAGUGUGUACUGCUGAAGAUGAAAGUGUGAGGAGAGAAGGAUUGUUGUCAUGGCGACAGCAGCCGGGCGCCACGGAAGCCCAUCCAAUGGGAGGCGCAGAACACUUCAUGCCACUUGUAGUGAUAGCUGGUGCUGGGGGCCCAAAACCUGGAGAGAGAAUAUUCAAAUGGGAUAUGGGAGAUACAUUCAGACUUAGCUCAUUUAUUUGGAGAGAAAUUUGAUGCAAUUAAUAAUAUAAUGCAAGUCAUUCAUCAUGCUAUAAUAAGAGAAAAGUCAAUAACAAUUCAAUGACAUUGACACUUAUUAUUAUGAAAAUUUACACAAUGAUGUUGACUAUCACUCUGAUUUAUCACUUCACUGCAUAUUUUUUAUUAACUCUUAAAGAGGACAUUCUUGUAUAAAAUUAUGCUUUAUACUGGUUUCUGAGAUCCAAAUUAAGAUAUAUUUUUACUGCUUAAGUUUGAACAUCACAUAAGAAAAAUACAUUUCGUACCUUCAAUAAGUAAUCAAAAAUCUACUUUUGGCUCUUUUGGCCAAAAAAUACAAAAAUUUGAACUGAUAGUAAACCAAUUUAUUCCAAUUUGAAUGAACUUAUAUAGCUGUCAAUUAUAAAAUAAAAUAAAUUAUUUAGUGUGCCGAAAAGUUGCCAAUUUUGACUGCUACAGUAAAACUUAAAAUACUUAAGUUAUAAAAAUAAACCAUUUGUUUAAUUGCUGCUUAAUGUUUGUUAACAGUAGCAAACAAUUUUGAAUGACACUGCUUAUUAUAAGUCUGCAAUUACCAUGUAUGUGUUAGGCAUGUUAAGCUGUUAGUCCUGCCCCUGAUCUCUCUGGUCAAUGACGAAUUGCUGUCUCACUGAACUAUGAGAGUGAAGGAACAGAGAGUGCACUUGUGUAUUGCACACACACCUGUGCACUAUAAUAUCUCCUGGGUACCUAGCUGAGCUCUGUUGUUCUUGGCCACUGUAGGGGAAAUUUGGCUGGGAGGAUUUAUAUCUGAAAUUUCCAGUAUUUGCACUGGUUACAGUGUUUUAUACUAACACAAAAUGCUUGCACACAGCUGUUUAGCAGCAAAAAUAAUUAAAGUUUUACAGGUGAUAUAGGAAAACCUAUGGUGUAGAUACAAAUAGAAAUAAUCUAUUUUGAGCAUUUAUGAAAUAAACAUAGAAAAAUGCUAUACAAUUUUCUCUUAAGUUAGAGAGCACAACAAAAUAUUUAACUUUAUGUUACAUGUUAUCAUUUAAUAAGAAUAAAUUAUUUUGUAAUUCAUUGUACCAUCUUAGUAUAUUUAUGGCAGUGGAGGAUAAGAACGUAAUUUUAUUACUAUAUGUAAUAAAUGAAUUAAUUAACAAAUGAGGCUAAAAUAAUACAAUUUUGUUCAAUUUUGAUUGUUUUUAAAUCUUGGUUGAAAUUAUAUUCGCCAUGCCAUGAUUGGGCGCAUAUUUUCCAUAUUGCAAAUCGCGCUAAAUUCAUUUGUUAUGUGCCAAUUACAUUCAAAUGCAAAAUAACAACAUGUUUUAAUCGUUAACAAUCUACUUUAUGAAGGCUACUUGCUUUACCGCCAUUUUUAAUAAACAAUCCCAAUCGCUUUUUUCAAUUGAUCUCAAAAAUAGACCAAUCAGAACAGCUUAUUUUGACAUGAUGAGUUAUUUUGGUUGCUUCAUUCUCGGAAUCGGGUUAAAGAUUCAGAUUGGGAUCAUUUAUUAAAAACGGCUGUUAAUCAUAUAUUCACAUCUAUGUUAUGUAAAACGGCUGAUUGGCCUCAAUAUAUUCUCAAAAGAAUUAUUAAAGUUCAUUAUUGUUAUAAUUGAUAUACGUUUAUUUCGUAAUUAUAGUAAACUCAAAUUGUGUAAAAGAAUAAUUUAAGUAUUUAUUUUAUGUUGCGGGGACCACUGGUGUUUAGGUACAAGGUUAAUUAUUUGUAAGCUAUACAAUAUAUUUUGUUACUUGCAA